AUGAUACUUUCACUUGAAAACUCAAAUUUUUUAUUUAAAAACUGGGUAUUUGAUAAUUUAAAUACACAGAACAUUACACUUCCAUUAUUCAUUAAGCUGUGCUGGUUUGUAGGCAAUGAGGAUGAUACUCAAGUUUUAGGUAAGGCUUUGACUAUCCUAAGGAGAGGUAAAGUAUAUGAUAUUAUUGAUUCUUGGGCAAAAAUAAAGAAGUUUGACAGAUUGACAAGAAGAGUGUAUCCUUUACGACUACAAGACAAGGAAUUUUAUAAAAGGAUAUUUAAUGGAACACAAGAUGAAGAUGAAAAAAAAUAUUAA
Vittaforma corneae ATCC 50505 is the source of this 315-nucleotide messenger RNA. RefSeq lists its product as uncharacterized. Bases 1 to 315 code for a protein of 104 amino acids. The record is from RefSeq and is a predicted model, not a curated record. The transcript has a single exon. NCBI's taxonomy places the organism in Eukaryota, Fungi, Microsporidia, Nosematidae.